Neomonachus schauinslandi (Hawaiian monk seal) is the source of this 1416-nucleotide messenger RNA. RefSeq names its product secretion regulating guanine nucleotide exchange factor (gene SERGEF). The record is from RefSeq and is a predicted model, not a curated record. The coding region runs from base 27 to 1406 and encodes 459 amino acids. NCBI's taxonomy places the organism in Eukaryota, Metazoa, Chordata, Mammalia, Carnivora, Phocidae. The transcript is spliced from 11 exons.
CGGAAGCGCCGGCGGAGCGUCCCCACAUGGAGUGGGAGCCGAGCGCCUCCGAGGCCGCCCCUGCGGCGGCCGCGCUCUUCGCCUGGGGUGCGAAUAGCUACGGGCAACUUGGCCUUGGCCAUAAGGAAGAUGUACUUUUGCCCCAGCAACUGAAUGACUUCUGUAAACCUGAAUGUAUCAGGAGGAUCACGGGAGGAGGGGGCCACUCUGCUGUUGUCACAGAUGGUGGAGGCCUUUUUGUUUGUGGUCUGAACAAAGACGGGCAACUGGGGCUUGGUCACACAGAAGAUGUUCUGUGUUUUACUGCCUGCAGGUCCCUCCUUGGCUGUCCUAUCCAACAGGUGGCCUGUGGCUGGGAUUUUACCAUUAUUCUCACAGAAAGUGGUCAAGUUCUGUCAUGUGGAUCCAACUCCUUUGGCCAGCUGGGGGUUCCUCAUGGCCCUCGACGAUGUGUGGUUCCCCAGGCCAUUGAGCUCCUGAGAGAGAAGGUCGUUUGCAUUGCUGCUGGACUGAGGCAUGCUUUAGCUGCUACAGCAAGUGGCAUCGUGUUCCAGUGGGGGACUGGUUUGGCAUCAUCUGGACGGCGGUUGUGCCCCGGGCAGACUCUCCCACCGUUUUUGACAGCAAAGGAACCAAGCAGAGUGACAGGCCUGGAGAAUUCUAAAGCAACCUAUGUUCUUGCUGGCUCAGAUCACUCAGCUUCAUUGACAGAUGCAGGAGAGCUGUAUGUUUGGGGAAGCAACAAGCAUGGACUACUGGCUUCCUUGGCUGCUUUUCUUCCUAUGCCCCAGAAAAUAGAAGCACAUUGUUUUCAGAAUGAAAAGGUCACUUCUGUCUGGAGUGGGUGGACACACCUGGUUGCUCAGACAGAAACUGGCAAGGUGUUUACCUGGGGCCGAGCGGACUAUGGUCAACUAGGGAGGAAGUUGGAGUCUCGUGAAGACUGGAAACUACAAAAUCAGGAUCCAUCACACCCCUGCUCAGGACCUCCGAAGAGCAUGCCUUCCUUUCUGCCUUGCUUAACAGGAGCAGUUGAGGUCUCCUGUGGCUCAGAGCAUAAUCUGGCAGUGAUUGGAGGGACGUGUUACUCUUGGGGCUGGAAUGAGCACGGCAUGUGCGGGGAUGGCUCUGAAGCCGACAUCUGGGCCCCGAAGCCUGUGCAGGCCCUGCGGUCGUCACUGGGACUCCUCGUGGGCUGUGGGGCUGGCCACUCCCUGGCCCUCUGCCAGUUGCCGGCCCUCCCUCAGUUGGUCACUGGCUCUUCCCUGGAUGCCCCUGAGGACGCUGAAUCUCAGGAAGCCAGGGACAAAGAGAGAAACCGGAAGGAAAGGCAACCGGACACCUCUACCCAGAGCCAGCCCGGCAGGUCCAGAAAUGGGGGGCUUGUGACAGAGGCCCUUAAAUAAAGUGACUUUU